This is a messenger RNA of Tilletiaria anomala UBC 951, 1560 nucleotides long. RefSeq lists its product as uncharacterized. The record is from RefSeq and is a predicted model, not a curated record. The transcript has 2 exons. Lineage: Eukaryota; Fungi; Basidiomycota; Exobasidiomycetes; Georgefischeriales; Tilletiariaceae. The coding region runs from base 425 to 1213 and encodes 262 amino acids.
CACUCCCCACUUCUCUUCUACAAUGCUAGCGUAGGCGCCCAAAGGGCCGCAGAGAGUCGUCUCUCCGCGGCCCUGACCCACCCGGCACUUCUGCACUCGGCAUUCUGUCGGCUUGUAGCACCUCGCCUUCUCCAGUCCUACCAAUCGCACAACACAUCAUUUGGGCAAGCAAAUGAUCUUACAUCCUGAUUCCAUCGGCGUGAGAGCCUCUUUCGAAGCCGCUCUACCAGGCACCGUCAACGAAAUCGCAUAUCCAUUCCUGCUGCUCCUCCUGCCCGGUCACCUCUCCCUCUCCGCCCUUCUUAUACUCUCCGCAUUCACUGGCCGCAACGGCGACGUCCCUCUCGCUUCUCCACUGGACCUUCGCUCGGGGCCCGCAUACCCACCACCUGACCGCUCCCCUGACUCCGACUAGUCGUUCAACAUGGGUGACGUCCCCGCUCAUCUCCUCGAGCUGCCGCUCCAUCUCGGCACGAUGUCCUUUGGCGCCAUCGUCAUGGGCAUGGCCGGCCACGACAUCCGCCUCUUUCACAUGAUCCGCCAUAACCUCGCUGGUUCUUCCAUCGGCGGGCAGUUCAGCCUUGAGGACAAUGGGUUAGGUCGGGUCGAUUUCGCUGCGCUCGUCAUCGGUGCCAUCACGUUCGUAUGGGGGAUCAUUUGCAUCCGCCUGUGCGUUGGGCAGUUUAAAGGCCGGCGCGGCAACUACACGGGCGAGGGCACAAAAGCCUGGCUUCCUGUCACCUUAAUCUACCUCAUCAUCCUCGGCGCCUGGACCGGUAUCACCUCUGCCUACACGGCGUACGCCAACACGCGCCGAUGGUCGCUGAGCCCCGGUCCCGCGUACAGCACGCCUUUCAGUGAAGGUGUCCAGUACGCGCUGUACCAGAUCGCGCAGAGUUUCUACUCGAGCUCGGCGGCCUCAUUCUAUAUUCCUGACGGCGGCUUCGCCGCCCUCGGCAUCCAGGCGGACACCAUCAGCCCUUGGAACUCAGCGACGACGGCCGAGCAAGCCAACGCGCUUGUCAACAAGUACCUUCGCAACGGAAACUUCUACCGCGCCCUCGUCAUCGUUCUCUGGCUCACUCUCGCUACCGUUUUUACCGCGACCGUUGUCCACUUCUUCAUGCCCAUCGUGCUCAAGUACUUCGGACUCACCCGCGAGGACAAGCGCAAGAAGGAAAUGCGCGGGCUCGAGUCUCGCGACUACGCUUGAAAGUGGGCCCAUCAGCUGCUCCUGCUCGAUUGCUUUGCUCGCGACUUGAUGAUAUCCGCUCGACGCACACACGCCACACGCACAUACAUAGUCCAACCUCCCAAUCUGAUACAAAGCCACUCAGUCACCACCCCACCCGCUCACACAUACACUUUCGCUUUGCCUCACACAUCCUUAUCAGUACUGUUUUCUCCAGACACCUUUCCAGCUUCGCCUUUUCUAUGUAUUAUCAUUAUCGCCUGCCUGCCCGUGUUCCUGUGUCAAAUUUCGAAGAAUCUAGUCCACCUAGCUAGGGUACAGGCUUUCUACUAUUUUGCACACAGUAUAUAUCCCAACUGCUCAGAUAU